Triticum turgidum subsp. durum (durum wheat) is the source of this 1338-nucleotide messenger RNA. Lineage: Eukaryota; Viridiplantae; Streptophyta; Magnoliopsida; Poales; Poaceae. The record is from the annotation of a GenBank genome assembly.
AUGGCGGCAGCAGCGACGGCGGCGCCGCCGCCGGCGGUCGCCACCGCGCUCUCCGCGCUCCUCCGCCGCGGCGCGAGCCGAAGCCAUUCCCUCCGGGUCUCCUCUCGCCCCAGGUGCGUCUCCUCGGACGCGGUCGCGGAGGCUGAGCCUGCGCCGGCGCGGAGGGGAGGCCACGCCGGGACCCGCCUGGAGGAGGCCGUGCCGGCCGCGGAGGGGCGGUCGCGGGUCGACGCGUGGAUCUCCGCGCGGCUGGGCGGCGGGGGCGUUAGCCGCGCCCGCGUGCAGGCCAGCAUCCGCGCCGGCCUCGUCGCCGUCAACGGCCGCCCCGUCUCCAAGGUUUCGCAGACGGUGAAGGGAGGGGACAAGGUCAGCUGCACCGUGUCGGAGCUGCAGCCGCUGAGGGCAGAGGCGGAGGACAUCCCGCUGGACAUUGUUUACGAGGAUGAACAUCUUCUCGUUGUGAACAAACCGGCUCAUAUGGUUGUUCACCCAGCACCAGGGAAUGCAAAUGGCACCUUAGUCAAUGCUAUACUUCACCACUGCAAGAUUUCAACUUUUACCUGUUUAGCACGCAGUCCAAUUUAUGAUGAGUGCCCUGAAUCUUCAGAUGAUGAUGUUGACGUAUUUGAUGUUGACCAAUUUACUAUUGGUGAAGUAAGUUCAGAGGUCCGCGAAGCUAUUGUGCGCCCUGGUAUUGUGCAUAGGCUUGAUAAGGGGACAAGCGGACUUCUUGUUGUAGCUAAGGAUGAGCAUUCACAUGCUCAAUUAGCAGAGCAAUUCAAGUUGCAUACAAUAAGUAGGGUAUACAUCAGUCUUACUUGUGGUGUACCUAGCCCAAAUUCUGCCAGAAUUGAAGUUCCUAUAUCUCGUGAUCCUAACAACCGGAUACGUAUGGUUGCUGCUCCUGGAUCAGGCCACAGAUAUGCGAAGCAUGCUGCUAGUAGGUAUAAAGUAAGAGAGGUCUUUUGUGCUGGUGGGUCUGCACUGGUAGAGUGGAGAUUGGAGACAGGGCGCACUCACCAGAUCCGGGCACAUGCGAAAUAUCUAGGGAACCCCCUACUUGGUGAUGAAACAUAUGGAGGUACCAAAAGCAUGGCAUUGUCACUUUUGAGACCCAGAACUCCUUCAAAAUAUCACGGUGAUCUUACAAAUCUGGUAUCAAAGAUAGACAGGCCAUGUCUCCAUGCUGCAUUGCUCGGAUUCAAGCAUCCCCACUCUGGAAAGGUACUUGAGUUCUCAUGUCCCCCUCCAGAUGAUUUUACUGAGGUACUUGAUGAGUUGCGUCGUGUUACACCGACAAGUGAAGGCCAAGAUAGCGACAGUGCUGCUCAAGUGUGA